UCCGCUGACUUCAGCCCAACACGGAAUCUCGAGUGGACAAUCGAAAAUGCGAGUAGUUUCUUCUCAAACGUCUCUAGAUCAACAGAAAUACUUACAUCAUAUCACUCAACUUCUAUCUUUUGAAGGAAUUGAGUGGUGUCUUUAACUAAUUCAGGGCAGUAAAGCUGUGGCACCGGUUGUAAUUUCCAGUCAAGCCAAGAAGAAGCUUUACAAGCAAUAUGGCUGCAGGAGGAUCUAGCAAAUCAUAUCGCAACAUCAAUAAUAUGUCUAAAGAUCUUCUAGGAAAACGUGUUGUAAAAUUAUCAAACUAUCAUGCGUUCUUGCAGAAACUAGGAAGGAAUUUGUGCUCUGAUAAUCAGCUUACAGAAACUUUAAAUUGGGAAAGACUUGCAGAAGAACUAGGAUUGUGCACAUAUGAGGUAGAAAACAUCCAUCGAUAUGCCUCAUUUCAAAAGAUAUAUCCUGGAAGUGUGCUAAUUAGACAAUGGGGUGAAAGUGAAGGUAGCACUGUAUAUGUGCUUCUUAAGGCAUUGAGGAAAAUAGGACGAGAGGAUUGUGUUGAAGAGGUUUGUCAGGCACUUGAAGAUGAGAAUACAAUGGAGUUGCAUUACAGUAUUGAAUAUGAUUCUGGUGUCAAGGAGUUUUCAACUGUAAAAACUAAAACAAAUGCAAGCCUUGGUUCAAGCUUAGAAAAUAUUCUCAAAGGAUUGGUGUGCUACAGUAUAAUAGGACCUGACUCGACAGUAACUUGGCAAACAGUUGCAGGAACAUUAAAGGGUAAACAGCUCUCCUUGAAAAAGAUACCAUUUGACAUAAAACAUCAAAACUCUUUAUAUGGACAUAUUUUUAAUAAUCGCUGUCAGUUUCCCAAUGAAUUAACAUUUAUUGGCAAAGAUGUGAAGAUGUAUUCAAGAUUUCCUACAAAUAUUCCGAUAACCCAAGAAUCACACUCCUCAUUUACAACUGAUGAAAAUGCAGUUGUGAAAACCCAGAGUACUACUUCAAAAUAUUGUGAUGAAUCUGCCUGUCCUAAUGUAAUUCAACCAAAAGAAUCACAAACUAUAGAACAAACCGAGUCUAACCAGACUUUCAAGCAUUGUAAGAGUUUUGAAGAAACCAAUUUCCACAGUCUAACAGAGGUUAAGAGAUAUGAAAAAACUAUUCCAGUUGUAACUGCUUCAGAGGAAACUUGUCUAAAGAAGUGCCACGCAAAGUUGGAUGUUUAUAAUGAUUCGGUCAAACACUUAGAUAUAUGUUAUUCAUGCGAAAUGAACACCUCUGGGUGUUUUACAGGAUGUCGCAAUUUUCAUUGUGGUGCUGAAAAUUGUACUCAUUCUCUGGUGUGGCAAGAUGGUCAAUUACAAUAUUCUAACUUACCUCAAGAGGAGUUAAAUAUUAGCAAAGAUUCUAUUAUGGAUACCAGAGACUCUCUCGAAAUAUACACAUCUGGUCAAUUCACACAAGAAGAGACAGAUUAUAUUCCUCACACUUCGGUUUUUUCACGGAGGAAGUCAAUUGCCAAUAUUUCGCCAUUGAACAGCCCAUGUAAAGAUGAAACAGAAAAGUCUAUUUGUUUUAACAUGACCUCACCAGCUCAAAAAGGUGGUGAGAAUAAUAGUGACUCUCUACUUCGUACGGCUCUAAGGAGGAGUUUUGAAAAAAAGGCCUCAGAAAAGAGUGACUUUCCAACUCCAAAACCCUGUAAAAGAUUUACUCUACAAUCCCAAAAUAAGGAGACUGACUUUGAUUCUGUUCAGCUUGAUAGUGGUACAGUGGAUCUUGAGAGCCAUGUUAGCACUGUAGAGGAAGAACUGUCUAAAAGACCGCCACAUUGUCGCCUCCCAGUUUCAGCUGAUGUAAAUAUUGAUAUGGAUUCAAGUGACUCUGAAUCUGGUGUUCGUCCAAAUAGUUUGCCACUAGAAUCUUCUAUGACAUAUAUUAAUAUGUCUGGCACAGGUGCAUUCAGUCUGGCUCGACGUCCACUGCCUCCCAGACCAAGAGACAUUCAUGAAUGCAGUGUAUCAAAUAUUUUCCAUAGUUGCAGUAUGGGUGAUAUGAUAAUGUUGAAUCAUGACGAUGAAUAUAAUUACAUUAAUAAUGAUGACCAAACUCAGAUUUCUACAUGUGAAUCUAUGGCUUCUAACGUGCAAGUUAAAAAAAGGCUUCAGAACCAACAAAAACCAUUAGUGAAAAGUCAUUCGAUGACAGCUAUUCAAGAUUUAGCCAGUGUUCCAGGAUGGUGUUCCAGUAUUAAUGAAGAAAAUGUAUCAGCUACUAUGAGCAAAUAUAAAAAUGAUGAUGGUAAUUUUAUGGUGUGGAGGAUGAAGAAUGGUACCUUUGUUAUUACUGUAAGCCAUUUACGUGAUCUAAGGCAUUAUGCUAUCCAUAAUAGACCUGUCGAUGGAUAUGUGCAUUAUUAUAUCUUUAAUGGUGGUUUUAUGUCUACAUCUGUAGCAGACCUAGUACAACAUUACCAAAUAGAAGGCCUGAAAGGCCCAGAUCCUAUGUUGGAUGGCAGAAGAGGCAAAAAAUGGCAGAAGUUCUCCCAUGUGAAAUUAAAAGCUCCCAUGAAGUCAAAAAUUAAUGUUAGAAAAAAUAAUGAUUAAUGUGUUGUGUAUCAUUGGCGGUCCACAAAAAGGCAUUCACAACAGCUUUAGUGCCUAUUUUUUGGUAUCUAAAUAUGCUUGAGAUCAGUGAUGGGAUUUCAAAAUUUUACUUGUCGGACAUUUUGCCGAAAAUAAAGGGGCAUAACUCUUAUCGUUAUUUAAGCAGGCGAAUUCGUACCACAAUUAAAAGUCACAUGUCAAAAUAUUCAAAUCCCGUACGUAAUAAAAAUAGGUGAACCUCGCUAUUUUUCAUAUUUAAUUCCCGUACAGUAUUCAAUUCAUACCACAAUUAAAAACCACAUGUCAACAAAAUAUUCAAAUCCCGUACGUAAUAAAAAUUGGUGACCUCGCUAUUUUUCACACUUAAUUCCCGUACGGCAUUCAAAUUUAUGUCAGUAAAUGUCCUACAAGAUUAAGCAUUUUCAUGAUAUGUUGAAUGAAAGCUUGCCGAUCCUGCUUCGGCAUCAAAUUCACAACCAUAAUAUUCCUUUAGAAUUACGUGUCUUCGUUUAUACGGCAGCAAAUGAAUGCAGAACUUCCGAAAUAGUUAAAUCACUUGUAAACAGGCAUAGCUAACUUCAGCGAAUAACACUCUUUCAUAGUCACGACCGAGUGACAGGCAUCAUAGGCAACACAGCAGAAUGAUUGACGCCUACAAAUACGUUAGAAUUUCUGCUCAUAUAGCUAUUGGUAGCCCCUCCCCUUUUUGUUAUUUUGCUGGGUGCGUACUAGUCACGGUCACCCAGAAACUCCUAGUCUUCAACAUAUUCGUAGAAUAUUUUUCUGGAUAAUAGAGACUAAUAGCCUACGUAACUCAUCACACGGCUUCAGAGUAAGCACUGCCUAAUAAUAUGUUAAGCAAUAUUCGUGCCGCGCUCGAGAUCAAGGGAAAGUGCCACCGUGGAUGAGAAUUUCUAUAUGGAUUCUUAAAAGACGUAAAAGAUAUCGUAGACAAAAUGACUGUCCAUUGAUUUAGGGUGUUAUUUACUCUUACGAUAUGUGACAUCUAUGAUUAGUUUAUUAUAGAUGAUGUCGGCUCACAUCAAUGCGAUUAAGAUGCCCGACAAAUGAGGUGGAUUAAAAUUAUAAUCAUUCUUAUUGAAUUGAUGAAUAGUCCGACAAAAGGAAAGCAAUGACUUCUGUUUAAGAUUAGAUUGAUGAAUUGUCCGACAAAGUCAGUCAAUCAAGGCAGAUUAAGUAGUUAAAUCAAGGUAAGUUUAUACUAUAGACGGUAUAACACGAUAAAUACGUUGAUCACUUAAUUACCUAAUAAACCCAGCGUAUUAUCGCCGAUAAUCGGGUUGAGUGGUAGUUAUACACUCAGUAAACUAUAUUAAUUUCGGAAUUUUGAAUAUUAUUCACCAUGUCUUGAUGUCCGAUUGGGCAUAUUCCCGGUCGGACAAUUUUGGGCGUUUGGAAAAAAGAUUCGGACAAGUCCGGAAUAUACGGGCAAAAUCCCAUCACUGCUUGAGAUGAUACUGAACAAUAAAAAAUGGAUGAAAAUCCAAUUCCAAAAUAAUGACUUUGGAAUUUGGAAAAAUAUCAAGAAACUGUAUCAUUCACCACUGUGCAGCUACAGGGUAAACAACACAAAAGAAGCCUUGAUGGCUUAGAUUUUGGCUGUUGUGUUUUCAUCAAUUUUUAGGACGCUCCAUAUGAAAAAUGUUGAUAUUAAAAGAAGUGACGGUUAUUGUAAAGGUCAAUGUCUAUAAUAUUAUGAUAUACCACCUGAUUUAUCCAUAAUUGUGAUAGUAUAAGUAAAAAAAGUAGCCUACAUACUGCAUCUUUGUUUACCUUUCAUUGUUAUUCUGAUAUGAAUUAAUUUUAUUCUGUAGUUGUUUAAAGAUACAUUAUGGGAGAUUCGAUAACGAGUUGGCAGUUUUCACUAUAAUAAUUAAAAACUAGAUAACGUAAAGGCAAUUUGCUGAAAAUUUCAUUCAAAUUGAUCCACUAUGAAACGAGAACUAAGCGAAUGAAAUUUCUGCCUAGCCUCGGUCAUCAUUACUAAAGUCAGUAUGUUAAACAGCAUAGUCUCGAUUAUCCAUUAAAUCGUUUAAUCGAGAAGGAAAGUUAUGCAGUAAAUCGGAUCACAAUCUACUUAAGAUUGCAGGCUAGCGAUGCCAUCUAGAGUUGAUUAUGGUCUGGAUAAGUUAAUUAAUGUCUAAUUAAUAAUUUAGAUAACAUUUCAGGCCUAAAGAAAGACCUGCAAUAGACAGAUUUAGCUCUUGCAUAAUGUAUGUUUAAAUUAAAUAUUUAAAAAGUUUUAUUUUAAAUUAACACUAACAGAAAAAAAAAAUGUUUACGUUUUUAAAACGGUGAAGUGCUUUAUUACUAAACGAAAUACGGCGUAAUUGUGUGUAUGUAAAUGAAACCUUACAUAUCAAUAUAAUGUUUUGGCAAAUGUUGGCAGUUUAAUGAUUAUUUGCAUCGCUAUUUGGUGCAGAACACUUCGUAGCUAUAAUGGAAUUAAUAGUUUUUAUACGCCCACAUUUUCAUGUGAACGUAUAUUGUCGUCGCCCCUGUCCGUCCGUCCACAAUUUGUCUGUGGACACUCUACAGGUCACAAUUCUUAUCCGAUUUUGACGAAACUUGAAAUAUAGGUUUAUCUCCAAAAGAUCUCGCUUCCUUUCGAUAUUGGCAUGUAUUGGAUCGAAACUUCAUGGAUUAUGGCCCCUGUUUGUACGAAAAAUCACGUUUUUAGCUUGUGGACACUAUAGAGGUCACAAUUUUUAUCUGAUUUUGUUGAAACUUGAAAUCUAAGUUGAUAAUCCAAAGAUAUCGGUUCCUUUCAAUAUUCGCGCAUAUCGGACCGUAACUUCCUGAAUUAUGGCCCCUGAUUGUUCGAAAAAUCGCGUUUUUAGCUAGUGGACCCUAUAGAGGUCAUAAUUUUUAUCCGAUUUAAAAAAACAGAUUAUUAUAUCACCGUUACACCCUAAAGAUGGCUGAGUUCGAAUUUCGUGAAAAUCGGCCCAAGAUUGACAGACAAAAUGGCCGCCCUUCGUUCUCAAAUAGCGUAAAAAUAUGGUAUAUCAAGGUUGUGGACCCUAUAGAGGUCACAAUUUUUAUCCGAUUUUGUUGAAACUUGAAAUGUAAGUUUAUAACACAAAGAUCUCAGUUCGUCUCGACAUUCGCGCACAUCGGACUAUAACUUCCUGAAUUAUGGCCCCUGAUUGUACGAAAAAUCGCGUUUUUAGCUAGUGGACCCUAUAGAGGUCAUAAUUUUUAUCCGAUUUAAAAAACCAGAUUAUUAUAUCACCGUUACACCCUAAAGAUGGCUGAGUUCGAAUUUCGUGAAAAUCGGCCCAAAAUUGACAGACAAAAUGGCCGCCCUUCGUUCUCAAAUAGCGUAAAAAUAUGGUAUAUCAAGGUUGUGGACCCUAUAGAGGUCACAAUUUUUAUCCGAUUUUGUUGAAACUUGAAAUGUAAGUUUAUAACACAAAGAUCUCAGUUCGUCUCGACAUUCGCGCAUAUCGGACUAUAACUUCCUGAAUUAUGGCCCCUGAUUGUGCGAAAAAUCGUGUUUUUAGCUUGUGGACCCUAUAGAGGUCAUAAUUUUUAUCCGAUUUAAAAAACCGUAUAAUUAUAUCACCGUUACACCAUAAGGCCGACGAUCGAAUUGUAAUUUCCUGAAUUAUGGCCCUUGAUUGUAGGAAAAUUCACUUUCUUUUUAGCUUAUUCUCUAUCCAUCUCUCGAAAAUGUGGGCGUAUUCUGCCUGGCAGCCGCUGGUUUCAUAAUUGAUAAAAAUAAACCUAUAGUAGACACUUUAGAAAAAAUCAAUAAAAAAGUUAAUGCAAAAACAAUAGAAA
Molecule: messenger RNA, 6413 nt
Organism: Patella vulgata (common limpet)
Lineage: Eukaryota; Metazoa; Mollusca; Gastropoda; Patellidae
Exons: 8
Coding region: 219-2606 (795 amino acids)
Biological process (GO): signal transduction
Molecular function (GO): protein binding
Source: RefSeq, a predicted model, not a curated record